This is a messenger RNA of Papaver somniferum (opium poppy), 880 nucleotides long. Its product is annotated as non-classical arabinogalactan protein 31-like. The record is from RefSeq and is a predicted model, not a curated record. The transcript has 2 exons. Lineage: Eukaryota; Viridiplantae; Streptophyta; Magnoliopsida; Ranunculales; Papaveraceae. Bases 102 to 629 code for a protein of 175 amino acids.
UUGAGUCUAUAUCAGUCUCUAGAAUCACCACUACCACAUAAGUAAGCUAUCAUUUACAAUUUUCGGUACAGAAAAAUAAGAUAGAGCUGGGAAACAAAAAAAUGGUUAUGUCUAAGGUUCUGGUAUCAUUAGUACUUUUCAUUUCUCUCUGUAUCACUUCUAGUAUUGAAGCACAUCCCAUUCAUGUUCCAAAUCGAUCUCCAGUUGCACUAAGAAGGCUUGUUGCCGUUCAAGGAUAUGUUUCCUGCAAGCCAUGCAUAGAUGUUGGCCAAGAUACCCUUAUGCACUCUGUACCUCUCCCAGGUGCUACGGUGAAGAUGAUAUGUCACGGCAAGACUCAAGAUAACCCACUAAUCCUAAGUGCUGUGACAGACAAGGGGGGUUUUUUCUUCAUCCCACCCACAAAGAAGGUGAGUGAAUUUGGUGCAAAGAAGAGGUGCAGAGUCUACCUACAUUCACCACCAACCCACUCCAAGUGCCAACACUCAACCCACAUGAACGGGGGUCUAAGUGGGGCUUACUUGAGGUCCAUCAAGCCAUCUAAAAGUUCUAAACCUCUUCCAUUUGCGCUCUACACUGUUGGUCCCUUUGCUUAUGAACCACUCCCAUCAGCAUGCUACAAAGUGUAGAAGUAAUUUUCAUGAUGAGUUACUAAUUUCCUGUGCUAGUUUUCUAAUAUAUCACCGUAUGUAGAUUAAAGGGCUUUGUUUGAGUUAAUUCUUAGGGUUUAGUCAAAGUUACGGUUUCUUAAUUUCACUAGGAUUGUUUAGCUACUUGUUCAGACUUCAGAGCUUGUUAUGUAGUAACCCCGAAAAACGUAAUGUGAUGAGUUGUCCUGUUGGCCAUAAUCAAGCAUCUAAUAAUAAAUAAAUUAAGUCUA